Moneuplotes crassus is the source of this 2008-nucleotide messenger RNA. Lineage: Eukaryota; Ciliophora; Spirotrichea; Euplotida; Euplotidae. The record is from the annotation of a GenBank genome assembly.
GGUAUUAUAAAAAGGAAAUAGAAUUUAAAUCAUGGAUAUAAGUUCGAAGGACCUUAAAAGGUCGACCGUUAAGAGCCAUGCAACUCCUGACUCUAUCUUCAAAAGUUUGAUGGAGAUUCAUGCUCAUGAGUACUUAAGGAACUCCUUCCGCGUGCUUUUAGCAUUCCACAUCAUUGUCCUGUUCUUUACCAGGGAGGGUACUAAGAUUGAGACUAAUGAGAAGUUCCAGACUGUUCUGAACUUGUUCUACAGCUUGUGGCCAUUCCCAACGAUGACCAUGUCUAUUGGUGCAAGUAUUGACUUAGUAAGCAUUGUUACUAAGAUCAUCGAGAUAACAGUGAUUUCAUUUUAUGCAUUCGGAGUACUCCCUAAAAUAUUCUUAUGGAAGAAACCUCUGAUCUGGAAAUUGCUGAAUGCUGUGCUGAUCACUUCAAUCGUGGUAAUGAUCCCAAUGAGUAUUGUUGGGUUCCAAAACUUGGGUCUCCCUUACUCCCAAAUAAAGGUGAAGGUGAUGUCAUUAUCUCUUUCUCUUCUCCUAUUUAUCGAGAUCGUUGCUGGAAGAGACGCAACUAAUGAGGGUGAGAAGAAGAGCCUAACUGAGCUGGAGAAGGUCAGAAGAAACCCUAAUGGAUACAAGAACAACUAUUACACUUGGGAAGAAAUCAUCGAACAUGACAGAAGAUCCGAUUGUUGGGCUGUUAUUCAUGGGAAAGUUUAUGAUCUGACUGACUUCGUCCCAAGACACCCAGGAGGUGAGAUUAUUUAUGAUGGAGCUGGAGGAGAUUGCACCCCAAUGUGGGAAUCCUACCACCCACUUAAACUUGCGAAAAAUAGACCUCCAGAGAAGUUCUGCAUUGGCUAUGUUAGAGACUAUAAUGACUUCUACAGCUGGGAUGGUGAAUUCUAUGAUACUCUUAAGGAAAGAGUUGAGGCUAAGAUUCCCCAUAAAAUGAGAAGAUACGACCCGAAGAUGUACAUUAAGAGUGCAGUUAUUCUGGUAUCGUGGGUCAUCACUUGGUACUUCUAUCUUGUUUAUUUCAAUUAUACUUCUGCUUUAUUCUUUGCCUUUACAUCAGCUCAGCUAGGAGUAAACAUCAUGCAUGAUGGAAACCAUAUGGCUUACAGUAACAACAGAUGGAUGAAUACUUUGGCUGGUGCAGCACUAGAACUCGUCGGAACUUCCUGAGUUAUUUACAAAAGGUCUCAUGACUUCGGUCACCAUGGAUGUGUAAACCAUCUUGAACUUGACAGAGCAUUCGAUACCACAUUCCCACUGUUGAGACUCCAUAAAGGUCUGCCUAGGCUAUCAUACCAUAAAUGGCAGUGGGUAUAUGGCCCAAUUGUAUAUUCCUUUGUAAACUUCGGAGAAAUGUUUGGACAGUAUGAUGAAAUCUCCUGGUUAUCAAACUACCCAGUUAGAAGAGGAUAUAUCUCAAUGAAGGCUCUCGCAAGUAGGACAACUAUCGUCUGUCUCUACAUUUUCCUAUACUGGUGCGUACCUGCAUACAUGUUUGGAUUCACUCGUAUGUACUCUGUUUGGAUGUUCCAAUUUUGUGUUAUGAGUCACUUCUACACCUGGUUCUUUGCUGUAAAUCAUUGGACAACUGAAGCGGGAAUGACUGAUUUCAUGAACAUCUCAAAGACCAAUUGGGGAGUACUCCAGGUUGAGAAUUCCUGUAACUUUGGUACUAAACUCUGGUACUGGAACAUUUUGUCAGGAGGUCUAAACUAUCAAAUCGAGCAUCAUCUCUUCCCUGGAUUCAUCCACACCAGGCUAUGAGAGAUUCAGCCGAUUGUCAGAGAGACUUGUAAAGAGUUCGGAAUGAAGUACACAGACUUCCCUGACUUCUGGACCGCCAUUAAAUCACAUGUGCAGAUGCUCUAUGACUAUGGACUCCCAGAAGAGGGUGAAGAGCAUGAAAAGCAAGACUAAUUCUUCUUUGAUGCUAAAAGUUUAGAUUAGGAACCAAUCUACUUUCUACUUGGUCUGUGAGAAUUCACUUUGAGA